AUGGUUGUGUUUACUGACGGCUGGAGUAAUAAAGGACCUGAACCAGAGGUGACCGCUAAGGAAGCUGCUGCAAUGGGCUACGAGAUCUACUCUGUCUCUUACACGGGGCACGUUGAGAACGCGGUGACGAUCAACGAUUAUACAUUGGAAGUCGUUGCGAGUGACUUACGCCACAAGUACACUGACAAGAACUUCGACGAGUUGAUCAACAAAGUUCGACAACGAAAUCUGAAAUGCUUAUGA
Ostertagia ostertagi is the source of this 243-nucleotide messenger RNA. The record is from the annotation of a GenBank genome assembly. NCBI's taxonomy places the organism in Eukaryota, Metazoa, Nematoda, Chromadorea, Rhabditida, Trichostrongylidae.